GAACAGUGCUGGCAAGGCUUGCUCACACACGCAGCCACACACGUACAGUCUCUCUCAUACAGGGAACACAGUCAAUGCUCCCCCCCUCCCGAUAGGAACACACUCUUGCGCGCACUCUCUUAUACACACACACAUACCCUUCCCUCUCAUGCACAGGCGCUCACAAACUCUCCGGCCACACGCACACACCUUUGAACUCCCCAGCAAACUGGCGGGUGUAGCUGGCAUCCUGCAUGCCAGUGCCCUGAUGUCACACACCAGUGGGGGAAGUCUGCAGGAGUUGCCGUAGGGACAGCUGGAUGAGGAGGGCAGCUGCUCUUGGAAGAGGACUAACUGCUGCUGCCUCUCUCUUUCUGCCCUACCCCCCCUUCUCUUUCCUCUCUCAGACGUCCGUCCGGGCACCAGAUGCUGUGGCUGUUGCUGCUGCUGCUGCUGCUGCCCAAGGCGUGGGCCCCUGGGCAGGCACAUCUGCAGACGGUGUUCGAGGAUGACAGAUGCAACCGAACAGACUGGCAAAGGAAUUCAGGAGUGGAAGGAGUGUCUGAUGAGAAAGGACACCUCCUGAAUGUGAGCAUCAGCAACGGGGGCCACUCUGACUCCCUCUUCUUGACCUGGGAAAAACCCUUGGGAGGUGUCCAGAGCUUCUCACUAUCUCUUUACGACCUAGAGACAGGCUCUCUGCUGCAGAAUGGAUCAGCUGGUCUCAACACCACCAGUUUUGACUUCCAGGGCUUGCUUCCUGGGACGCAAUACAGCGUUGAAGUCACUGCAUUGUCAGUCUGUGCGUGGAACUACAGUAGGAGAGUCACUGGGCAGACAGUUCCUGCCCCUGUGAGGGAUGUGAUCCUCAGCCACGACGGCCCUUCCGUGUUACUAGCCUCCUGGAGCAAAGCCCCCGGUGGGAAAGAUGGCUAUCAGCUGGUUCUCUACCACCUAGACUCACAGGCACCUGUUAGGAAUGUGACCCUCCCAAAACAUGCUACCACCUUCCGCUUUGAGAGGCUUCUACCUGGCAGCGAAUAUGCCGUGCAAAUCACCACGCUGGCUGGAUAUUCUAAAGCAAGCACCAGUGCACGUCAGUGGACAGCCCCUGUUGUUCCCAAGACAUUGACAUUCCAGAGCAACGGUUCCAGCUCCAGUUUGACUGCCUUGUGGGCCAACUCAGAGGGAGCAGAAUGGCUCCAUCUCACUCUCCAGAACCUCCAUACCACAGCUGAGAGUGCCACAGUGUCACUCAGGAGGGGCCUGUCCAGUUAUACCUUCCAGCAUCUGCAGCCGGGUACCCCCUAUCACCUGGAAGUCAGCGCCACAGCUGGGCUUUUCCUGGUUGAAGGGCCCAAUGCCACUGCUUAUACAUAUCCCACAGCUCCAUCAGGUGGGAGCUUAUCAGGCCAAAGCAAUGCCUACACACUUCAUGCCCACUGGCAAGAGGCGGCUGGGACUGGCUAUGUGACAGCAUUGUACACCAUGGACCCUCCCAUGCUUGUGCAAAACAACUCAGUGCCUAAGGGUUAUUCCAACCUGCGCUAUGAAGGAUUAAGACCAGGCACUCACUAUGCCUGGGAGAUCUGCACUGUUGCUGGGCCCUACAUUUCCCUGCCUCUCCGCCUUACCAACUGGACAUAUCCUUUGCCUCCAGAGCAUCUGAACCUAAGUAAUGAUGGUCAUAGCACAAGGUUACUUAGGGCUUCUUGGCAGAGUCCCUCUGGGGUCAGAGGCCACUAUGCAGGAACUCUCUUGGAAACUAAAUCCCAGAUGGUAAUCAAAAAUGUGACAGUGACAAAGGGAUGGGCAAACAUCACAUUUGAAAGGCUGAUCCCAGGACGUCAGUACAUGCUGAAGAUGAUGGGAGUGGCUGGACCAUACCAAUCUCUUGUCCAAACAGCCAGUGACUGGACAUACCCUUUGCCUCCUUCAGGGGUGACGCUAGCCAGUAGCAAGUGGUCCUCCAGUCUUGUUGCCACUUGGGACCUGGCUUCAGGUGACAGAGAUCAGCUCUUUCUGCGAUUCUACAGCCAGGAGCAUCCCCUGCAGAGGAACAUCACAAUUGGACCGGCCAUGCAGAAUUUCACCUUUGAAGGCCUUCUUCCCGGCAGCCAGUACUUUUUGGAGGUUACAGCUCUGGCGGGACUAUACCGGGCUUCAUCGCAGAUUGUUUCUGCAUGGACAUACCCUUUAUCGCUGGCUAAUGUGAGUGUGAAAUGCAGCCAGAACCCUCAACAGCUGAUUGUGAGCUGGAUGGAGUCAGGAAGAGGACGAGAGUACUGGGUCCAGCUCUACUCGGAUGAAUCCCUGUCCGUUAUCCGGAAUGUAUCAGUGCCACAUGGAACUACCCAGGUGACUCUCAAUAAUCUGGUGCCAGGGACCCAGUACCGGGUUGAGAUUCUCUCCAGAGCUGGACCGCACCACAUUUCCUCACAAGCUGCCAUUGGCUACACAGUGCCCUUGAUACCUCUUGCCCUGCUGGUGACUAGUCAUGGCUCCUCGAGGUUAACUGUGCAGUGGAAGGCCCCAGUUGGUCAGAGAGACAGCUACAUGGUCUCUGUGUCCGAAGAUGGUGCCACAGCUACCAGAAGUCACUUGGCUGUGGAGAAAACCAGCACUAAUCUCACGAUAGAGGGGCUAACCCCAGGUACAUGCUACUUCAUUGCAGUGUGGUCAUUGGCUGGACCCUACAGCUCUGCCUCCCGAAACAGCACAGCCUGCACAGCCCCUGCUGCUCCUGUGAACCUGACCUUGAGAAACCCUGGCAACUCUUCUGUGCUUUACACAUCCUGGGGAGAGCCUCCAGGAGGCAAGGACCACUACCGGAUGGUCCUGUACAGCCUAGUGCCUCCAGGCAUGGAGAGAGUUCAUGUUGUGAGGCCAGGCACUCAGGACUUCCUCUGGACAGGUCUGCCAUCAGGGAGCCAGUUUGCUGUGCAGAUCAUCACAGUGAAGGGUCAAGCUGAGGCCCCCUCUACCAUCGCUGUUGAGUGGACAUCUCCUCUGCCUGCUGCCUCUGUGCAAAUCUGGAAUGAAAGGCGCCCAGACAGGCUGAGUGUGGCUUGGGCAUCAGCCUCUGGUAGAGUGGAUGGCUAUGAGUUGAACUUGUAUCGCUCAGGAUCUGGUACCACAGCAGCACAAGCAUCUUUGGGGAUAGAUGCCGCCAAUUUUACCUUCUCAGGCCUGACACCAGGAGCCAAUUACUUGUUUGAGAUCGUCUCAAAGGCAGGACCCUAUAGGAGUACAGCAGGGAAUGUCAGUGACUGGACAAGUCCUCUACCUCCUCACCUGGUGCAUCUGUCAAACAAAGGGCACACUGACAAGCUGAAUGCUGCCUGGGUAUCCACUGGGGGAGAACAAGAUGGCUAUAUACUGACACUGUAUUAUGCUGGAUCAGGCACUGUGGCAUCUAAGACAUCUGUCAAGGAGGAUAUUACUAAUUUCACCUUCAUAGGCCUGAACCCAGGAACAAAAUACUUGCUAGAAGUUGCUUCGGUGGCAGGACCCUACCGGAUAUCUGCAGAGAAUGUCAGUGACUGGACAUACCCUUUGGUUCCUGGGAAACUCUCCAUCAAGGCUGAGAAGAGAAACCAGGCACAGUCUGUGUCCUGGGCAGAACCCCUCAGCAAGCCAGAGCUCUGCCAGCUGCAGCUGUGGCAUUCGGGCAACAGCACUAUGCUACAGAACCACACUUUAACCCAGUGGCAGGUCCAACAUGUUUUUCAGAGACUGGUUUCAGGGAGAAAUUACUCCGUAUCUCUCAGCUGCAUUGCUGGCCCAUAUAAGAGCAGCUCCAAGAUGGUGGCAAUGCCAGUAGAGCCCACACAGGUGAAGGACCUGCAGUGUCUGCCUGACACCACAAGUAUUGUUCUAAACUGGACCAUCCCUGAAGGUGAUAUUGAGUCUUAUAAGCUGGCAGUGAAGAAGUUUCCAAGAGGAAGCCACCAGCAGUCUGUACUUCCUCUGGCUGUUUCCAGGGCUGACGUCACUCUGGAAGAACUGUCCUCAAACACCUCCUAUCAAAUCAAUGUCAGUGCUGUGGGCAGAAAUGGAAUGAUGGGCCCAGCUGUGACAGUAGUCUGCAACACAUCUGUGGAAGUUCAUCCGCCUCCUGUGCGAGUGGACAUCCCCCAGUUUGAUGCCAGCUCCAGAGUCGUCAUCUCCCCUGAUAUGUUCAGCGAGGAAAAUGGCCUCAUAGAAUAUUAUGGGGUGGUUGUCACCACCAAUGAGUCAUUGCUGAGGCCUACCCAAGACAUCAUCUCCCGCACAUGGUAUGACCACUAUUAUGGGAAGGAAGACUCUUACUUGGCUUUGUUGGUGCCAAACCCAUUUCAUUUCAAUGACAGCACCAGUCCCAAGGCCUGGCCAGUGACAGUGGGUGCAGAGGAAUGCAGCCAUUCUCGAGAGACCUGUAAUGGGAAGCUGAAAGCAGAUGCACAGUACAGGUUCAGCAUUGCUGCAUUCACCAGAUACAGCCAGCGGGCUCCUAAAGUGUCAUUCACAGCAUUCUCAGCAGCAGCAGAUGGCUCAGCAGACUCUGCUGCUGCUUUAUCUGCCCCAGUUGUGGCUGGGAUCAUUAUGGGAUUCCUCGUGACAGUUACAGCUAUUGCUGGAUGGGUUUACUGGAAGCACCUGAGAGCAAGGAGAAUGGAAAAAGGUCACUCCCCCCAAGAAAUGGCCACAUACAGCCUGAGAAAUACCCACCGGCCAAUCCCCAUACAAAGUUUCAGACAAUAUUAUGAGACAAGGGCAGCAAAUUCCAAUCAUGGCUUCUUUCAGGACUUUGAGGAGCUGAAGGAAGUAGGGAAAGAGCAGCCAAAAACAGAAGCUGAGCUUCCUGCCAGCACCUCCAAGAAUCGGUAUCCCCAUGUUCUACCAUAUGAUUACUCCCGAGUGAAACUGAGCUUGCUGGAUGGGGAACCUCACUCUGACUACAUCAAUGCCAACUUUGUGCCAGGUUACAGCUCCCCACAGGAGUUCAUUGCCACACAGGGGCCCUUGAAGAAAACUCUGGAUGAUUUCUGGCGGCUGGUCUGGGAGCAGCAUAUCUGCACCAUUGUUAUGUUGACUGUGGGCAUGGAGAAUGGACGAGUACUUUGUGAAUACUACUGGCCCUCGGACACUUUUCCUGUCUCUUUUGGGCAGAUCAGCAUCCAUCUGCUAGCUCAGAAUUUUGCAGAUGAGUGGACUACACGGGAGUUCAAGCUUCAGCAUGAAGGGCUAAACAUGGAAAGAAGAGUGGCCCACCUGCACUACACAGCAUGGCCUAAUCAUGAUGUUCCUGAGUCUACAGCCUCCAUUUUUGCCUUUGUAGAGUUGGUGCGAGCACAUAUGCAGAGUGCAAAGGAAUCUGGGCCUACACUGGUACAUUGCAGCGCAGGCGUGGGCCGCACUGGCACUUUUAUUGCCCUCGAUUGGCUCCUGCAGCAGCUGAAGCAUGAGAAAGUGGUAGAUGUGUUCAAUACCAUUUACAGUCUACGGAUGAACCGCCACCGGAUGAUUCAGACUCUGGGACAGUACAUUUUCCUACACAACUGCAUCCUUGAGAAGAUCUCUGAAGACCCGCUCAUUGGCCUGUCUGGGGUGGAGCUCUCCCACCCAGUCCCUCUCAAGAAUUUUGUUCAGCACCAUGCAAAGAACAGUUCCAAGGCCAACACUGGCUUCCUGAGGGAGUAUGAGCAGCUGCUCUUGGAGGCUGCAAAAGAGGAAGUCAGUCCGUCAGUGUCACUUUCCAGCCGUGGCAACGAACAGAUCCAUCUUGGCUCAAGCAAGAACUCUUAUGACCACUCGAAAGUGAAGUUUUCACAGCUGGAUCGAGAUCCCUUCUCAGACCUCACAAACGUCUGGUUCAUCCCUGGCUGCAACUCAGCUAAGGACUAUAUAGCUAUAGAAGGACCUGACAAACUGGCUCUGGAGGAAUUCUGGGGACUGGUCUGGGAACAUGGAGUCCACACCAUCAUCACUCUACUACCUGGGCAGAUGAAUAGCCCGGUUCCAGACAACUCAUGCUGGCCCUCCGAGGGUGAACCUGUAUGCACAGAGAUGUUGACCAUACAGCAAGGCCCAGAGAAGGUCAUUUCUGGAUGGCCAUGCAUUCAACUCAGACUGAAAUAUGAGAAAAAGGCGAAGGAAAGACUGCUGCAACGGUUCCGGUUGCAACUGGAGGAAGAAGAGGAGCUGCCAGACCCUGAGAUCUUGGUGGGCUUCCUCACCACUGUCAGGCAACUAGUACCAUAUCGGAAGAGAACCAGCCCCUUGGUCCUGCAUUGCAAUUCAGGUGGUGUGGGCCAGAUUGGAGUGCUGAUUGCUCUGGAUACUCUGCUGCAGCAACUGAAAGGAGAGAAAAGUGUGGAUGUAUAUGGUGUGGUUCUGAGGCUGGUGAGGAGUUGCUGUCUCAUGACUCCAACACUGGAUAAGUACAUUUAUCUGUAUGAAUGCAUUCGUGACAUCAUCACCCAGAAACAAGUUUAGGCCCUGGUCAUCACUCUUCGUUAGAUGGGUGAAAUACAAAGCACAGCAGUGUUGUAGGCAUAACCUGAAUGGAGGUGAUCCUGUGCAGAAAUGGGCAGUUGCAUCUUAGCCUGCACAGAAGAAGAAAUAACGAGAGUCAAGAACAGUGAGCUGCCUAUACUAUUCCUGUCUCCUGUUAAAUCUGCUGUUGAAAAACUCCAGUCACUCAAGGCACAGGUAUCCAUGCAUCGCCUUAAUCAAGAUACUUUGUUUGGGAUGAAGGGGAAGCCUUCCUGAGUUUCCUAGCCCGUGUUCAGCAUUUUUGGAACCAGAUGAUUCCCUUCCCAUACACUGAUAGAAUUUAUGGGCACCACAAGAAUGGAAGCAAGAGGUCUUAUCAAGAAUGGCAACAUUCAGGAUAACUUGUGCAAUUCUAGAUGUUUCAUGCCAGAAAGAGAUGUUGCUGGAGAAGAUACAUAAAAAGGUGACAGGCAGGCCAGUCCAUUGGUCCUGCAUCUCUCCUACCACCUGCCUAAUAGUUCCUAUUUUUGGCCCUUACUGCAACAGUUUUGUACAGUUAUCAGCUAUGCCAAUGUAAUCAUGGUGUCAGAUUGGUAUGAGCCCAGAUCCCAACAUGUCUGUGAGACCUCUUGCACAAGCAGACUAAGACUGCAAUCUAAUACUCACUUACCUGGAAGUAAGUCUGAGUAGGCAUGUAUUGAAUUGCAGCCUUAGGCAGUAUCCCAUUCUCAUCUAUCUGGCAUGAAGUCAAGACUAGGAUACCACUGAAUAAAUUGGAGUAUCUUCACAAAAGUACAGCGAAAAUAAACAUGGAUUAUCGUCCAUGUAGAAUCAAAAAGUUUAAACUGUUGGCAGCUUCUUUAAAAAGAGAAAAAGAAAAAAUUAUAAAAUCGUAUAUGAUGUAUGAAGAGAGGAUGUAGAAAGCAUAUUCAAUCAGGACAAAAUAAUUUUGGUACCCUGUCUAUUCAAACCAAUAGGAAACUGGUUUAAGGUCUCACCAAGAAAUGACUUCUUUGCACAGUGUAAAAUAACUUAUGGCAUUCAAUGCCUAGGGGAGUUGUCUGCAUAAGUGUUGAUGCAGUCUGCAGUUCUAUACCAGUUACCUGAGAAAGCUCCAUUGAACUGAAUAGAAUUUACCUUUGAGAGGACACGUAUAGGAAUGUAAUACAUGAGAUAAAUUAAUGAAUGAUAAGUAUAUCCAGAGAUGAAAGUAUAGAGCAGGGAUACCCAAUGUGGUGGCCCUCCAGAUAUUGUGGACUACAACUCCCAUCAGCCCUAGCCAGUGGUAAGGGAUGGUAGUAAUUGUAGUCCAGCAAUAUCUGGAGGGCACCAUGUUGGCUACCACUGGUAUAUAGAGUGAAUACAGAAGGUGGAUACAACCAUUUUGCCCUACUUGUGAGUUUCUGCAGAACAUGUGGGUGCCCACUGUUUUGAGGUUUUUUUAAAGUGAGCUAGGAGCACUAUUAGUUUUAUUCAGCAUGUUUUUAUAACAGGUCCUUGAUCUAUACUAUGCCCUUCAAGAACCUUCAAGUCCUGCAGAUGGGGGGGAAAGCCCCCAGCACCUUCAGAUUCUCUUCAGUUCCACUCCACUCCCCCUGCUGGCUCUUGAUGCCUGGGCCUCAGUUAGAUCCCCUUCCUGUGGUAGCGUUUUAGCCAAGACACAUGGCAAAAGCUACUGUUCCCUGCCUGGAAGGAGAGAUUUCAGGUACACAGCUAGGCCCUCUUGAGAGCUGAGUCUGUCCUCUUACAAACUCUGACUAAAAUGUAGCAAUCCUUUCACUGUUUCUUGGGAGUAACCUUCAUUGCACUUAAGAUGCAUCCAAACUCAGAGGAAGGCAAUGGUAAACCACCUCUGAAUACCUCUUACCACGGAAACCCUAUGAACAGAGUAUCCAAAAUACAACACGAGAUAAUGCUGGAAGAUGAGACCCCCAGGUCAGAAGGCACUCACCCAGCUACUGGGGAAGAACAAAGGAUCUGAACAGGGUGGUUCAUGACAGAUACUCUUGGAGGUCACUGAUUCAUAGGGUUGCCAUAAGUUGUAAUCGACUUGAAGGCAUAUAACAACAAUAACAAACAUCUGAGUAAACAUGCAAAGGAGUACAUUGCAGGCCUAUUUUUGCCUCUCAAAGGACCAAUCAACAGUGUCUUUUCAUCCUAAAACAUUCUUUAGUAAAUUUGACUCCCAUCCCACCCCCACCACUCCCUCCUGCUUUUGACUCCCCUCGUACCCAAUUUUUCCUCCUUUUGGUUGGCUCACUCCCAACAAAUGGCCAUUUAGUUUUUAAAAGGGGAUUGAGGAGUGAGCUAAAGAAAUGUACUGUUAUAAAUGGAAAUGAGUUUCCCCAGUUUCUCUGAAACAGGAAAAAAGGGGAAAGUGGGUUUGUAAUAAUAAAUUAUUCAUUAAAGAUGAUAUUUUGCA
Molecule: messenger RNA, 8878 nt
Organism: Rhineura floridana
Lineage: Eukaryota; Metazoa; Chordata; Lepidosauria; Squamata; Rhineuridae
Product: receptor-type tyrosine-protein phosphatase V-like
Exons: 36
Coding region: 406-6456 (2016 amino acids)
Biological process (GO): protein dephosphorylation; angiogenesis
Molecular function (GO): cadherin binding; protein tyrosine phosphatase activity
Source: RefSeq, a predicted model, not a curated record